UAUAUAUAUAUAUAUAUAUCAGUUCUUUAAUUAUAACAUCGAUAUAAACUACAUCAGUGUUAGUCUGGCUUGCUGAGAUUCAAUUGCUGGACGUAGGUAAGGUAAAGUACAUCGAAGUCCAACCUGCCAUUCACUGUAAUAACGUGAGACUUCCUGCCACUACCUACAGUACCCAACUGUGUUGUCUCCACGCCAUACAUAUACCAGGAUACUGUAAAUACAUAUAUCCAUCUGAUGGUACAGGGUGUGUUAAUGGUUGAGUGAUGGUACAAGGUAUAGUGUCAGUCGGUGUACCUUCCAGUGUGGUCAACUCAGGAAGUUGAGAGAUAAUGAGGGUGAUAGUGUGGUGGUGAUGACCAUAGUGAACACGGUGUGGAGUAACGUCACACUCUUAUUAGCCCUUUAGAAGGCAGCGGCCCAACUUGGGUAUUUUAUUUCAGCUAACGCCAAUGAUUUUAUUCAGCUGAGAGAUACCUCUGCCCUCUAGAGUAAGGUCAAGUGUGUUGGUUCAGAGAUAAAUGGUUCAAAAAAAUUAUUAAGAAAUAUCAAGUCUAAGUGUCAUACUGGAACUAUAAUUUCUACCUGAACCUAUUUGUACUUUAUAUUUAUUAUGAAACUUCUUAGUAUGCAUCUGUGACUGCCCAAGUUGUUGUAUUAUUAAUGAAGGAAUACUCGCAUCUAUUCCCAUUAAAAGAAGCGUCAGUGUUUACCCUGAAGAAGAUAAUCUGAGAGGCGUUCAUCCUGGAGUGGGUCCGCCAGCCAUCAUGGCAGCAGCCGGGGGCCUCGCACUCCACCAAGGAAGACCCACCACAAAGCUAUCACAUCCCUGCCUCCCUUGGGUGGCGGUGUGCCUACUGGUGUUGCAGUGGGUGGCGGCCUCACCGACCACUUCAUCUACGACCCCAACUGUGACCUCAACCAGUGCACGGUCAUUCGAAGACCUUUUCCCAAAUUUAGACGCACCUGAGCUCCACGCUAUUCCUCGCUGCGCCACUGGCAUAGAAGACGAGUGUUUCUUGCCCAGCCUUCAACCCAUGGGUUGGCAGUCUGCCCACGCGUUCUGUCGAAGCAAAGGAGGGUUUCUAGUAGGAAGAGACAAGCUUUGGCAGAUAAGGAACAUUUGGCCUCCCAAAAAUUUGACCUGGCUUGAGAGUAAACUCACCAAAGCUGUGGACGUCUUGACCUCCCCCGUCAGGAACCUCACCCUUCAUGACCUGACAUGGACGGCCCUCACUCAUCAUGAAGGACACUAUCAGUGGAUGUCUCGGUCCCCGGCAUGUCCUGCAGCCGUGGGGGAGUUUGUGGCCUGGUCUGAGGAGCCCCAUGUCUGGAACAGAAGUUGUGCUGCCUUUCAUCUCCACAGCCAGAGCUUCCGUCUUCAUUCCUGUGAUGACCUUCUCCGAUUCUACUGCCUCAUGUAUCCUACUCCAUUGGAAGUGGAAUUGGACAGCAUUGAGCUACGUGUCACAGUCAACAUGGAGGUGAAGGAUGACUGGGUGAGAGUGAGAGAGGAAGAGUUUUCCCAACUCUCCCUCACCUGUACUGCCCAUCACACCACCACAGGCCUUCCUCUCACUCACCAGCCACCCAUAUUCUGGAGUAAGGAUGGAGUCUAUAUCAACUCUCACACCAAGGUACAAGUUCCAGCAAUCAUUCAUGACUCUACCAAGUCAUCCUGGACGGAGGAACACACUCAUAUUCUCCUGAAGCAGGGCACCUUCUGGUGUGAAGCAUGGGUCACCAGGUCAGUCGACCGCCUAGUGAGUAACAAGGUUCUGGUAACAUUGGACAACUGGUUAGUGCUCAUCCUCACUGCUCAUCGCUAUGAGGCUCCUGGGGUCACUCUCCAAAAUAGCAUCAGUGACAUACGUCACACCUUCGCUGCACCCUUUAACAAUUAUAAAUAUACAAUAGACCCCAUUUCUGUGUUCAAAAAGGAAUUAGGAACAGCCAAUGUUCUCGCUAAAUACCGCUUCCAGGUGCAUAUUCCUGGCAUUAUUGACUCUUCCAGUAGGGUCCUAGAGCUUUUCCAAAUUUAUAAUCAAGAAUAUGAAAAGCUUUAUGAAGCUCAUGGCUACCUAAAUUCAUCCUCAGCUGCUCUCUCAACAUACUGCUUGAAUCACACAGUAAAGUACAACAAUGGUAAUCACAUCAAGUGGCCACUUACAAGAGUAGGGAAGGCGAACCCUCUUAAUUACAGGUGUGAAAUUUAUGGCAACAGGUUACAACCAGGUCAUUGUCGGUGGAAUUAUACUCAUGGAGCUACAAUAGAUUUUGAUCCCAGCAGGUGUAAGAGGUUUGACUAUUGUCCCCACAACUACAUUAGCAUCGCAGACCACAUUUGUCUCUCGUUCACCAAUCCAGACAGUUGGGAGAUCGGCUUCAAUGAUAUUUAUAAAAACGGUUAUGAGAGAAGUAUUCUUGAUUCCAUUGAUUUUCAUAAGAAAGAAAUGGAUGGUUAUUCUGUUUAUGACACAGUGAAGCAGUUUUUAGGAGAGAAUAUGGGAUACAAUCAAGUAUGGCUGCCAGUCAAAAGACUUGUGCCCUGGGGCCCUCUCACCUUCCUCGGUGCAGGAGCUUCAGACUACCCAUACUAUCUCUAUAAGGGGUCAAAACUCUUCAACAUAUCAUGGGCACAACACCAUCCCAACCCUGACAAAGACUGUCUGGCACUUGAUAUAGAGACAGAUAAGCUGUUAACUCGACCUUGUGAGAAUACCCUCCCAUUUAUUGGUCUGUUGAGCAUGCACGGUUUGAAGAAAAUUCCAGAUCCAAACUGGAAACAAAGUGUUCCAGAAUUAAUUGUUAACGCAUCCUGCGAUCCAGGUUGGCAUUCAACUGGACUUAAAAUUCACCAAGAUAUAUGUUACAAAAUGUUCCUAAAUGUAGAAAACUCCAGUUGGGGGAAAGCUAAAGAGUUUUGUGAGAGGAACAAUGCACAGUUACCUACACCAGGUGUAGGCUUCUUAGACUGGGUGUACAGACAGUAUUUAUAUGACCAAGGUGUGGAUGAUGUAUGGAUGAGUAUAGAGCCACUACAUCAGACUAACUUAGGUGAAGAAAAUUCAGGAGUAGAUAUGAUCAACUGGAAGGCAGACACUGAUUAUUCACUUCAGUUCACAUCACUCACUGUUGAUGGCUGGUCCAGGGAAGAAGGAGGCACCACCAAAACAAACAUAUUAUGCCAGAAAGUUCCUCCAGUAGUGUUACCAGUUCCCAUUCAGGUCCACAGCAGUGAAUAUACUGCAUCAAAAACUGUGUGUGUAGAUAUUAGCCAUGAAGGAAGGCUGAAUACUGACACUGAUGACCUUAAGUGUUUUAUGAAUGGUAGAUUAAGGGACCUUAAAAGUGGCAAUAGUUUAGAUUGUUUAUAUAAAAUUGAGCAAGUUAGUCAAGGUUCCUUUUACUGCCAAGCUUGGAUGAUGAAACCUUUCCAGUUGGUUCACUUCAAUAUUCUAAUCAAUAGAAAGCCACAAACCUUAACAUUUGCUGUGAGUCUGUCCCAAGAAACAGCCUACAUACCCAGGCUCCAUGAUGCUACAUUUAAUACUUUAGUCCCACAAAGAGUGAAUUCCAUGCCCUGUGUACAUUCCUUUAUAAGGAAACUUAAAGUUGAGUUAGAAAAACUAAAACUUUCAAAUGUGCUAAUAAAUGCAGACAAUUUCUUUUACUCAGUUGAUGUAUCAAAGAAAGAAUUAAGUCAUAAUUUCCUCGUGGAAUUUGAAUUUAUAGACAACAAGGCAAUGUUGACAGAGGGAAAUAUGUUUGAAAUGUUUGAGAAAAUAUUUGCAACAAAGGAAAAUUUCUCUGACUGCUCCAUUUAUAGCAUAAAGAGCACUGUAGGUUGUGUCAGUGAGGUCACGGUGGACUACGGUAUCAGCAUCAGGAAUCUCACUUGGCCUAAGAAAGAAGCCAGUGGUGUUGUGCUGCCUGAGGAGUUGUGCGUCACUGAGGGAGGAGAACCAGUGACCCGAGAGUGUGUGGGAGACUUCCUGGUCGGCUACCAAUGGAAGACGCCGUCUGGAAACUGCACAGAGGAGCCUUCCAAUAUCACCAAGCAGCUGUGGGAGAUGAACAGGAACAACUCAUCUUCAUCACCUGAUGCCAUAACAACACUCUCCAUCCUCACUGCCAAUGGAAGUUUACUUAAACCAGUUGACAUACACCUCAUUGCUACCAAGUUUCAGAACCUAACAAACAAAGAAAUAGUGACCAAAAAUGACCUAGAAAAGAUUGUUGACACCCUUAAUAAUGUCAUGGAAGCUGAUGAUAAGGUAUUUGAGUCAGUUCAAAAUAGAUUAAAUUCUUCAAGUAUUCUCUUUGAAGCAUUUGAGAACAUCACAUUUAAGGUCAAACUUAGUGAAGGUGAUGAGAACUUAAAAGCAAUCAGAAAACACAUAUCAGUUGAAUGCCUGGAUUUAGAAAUAAAUUCUCCUAUCAUUGGUUACAUGUCCAUGGUAGAAGGACAGAAGGAAGAAACAGUGAAACAGGACUCUAAAGUUGACUUCAACGGCAGCGAUGCUGCUAUUAUCUUUCCUAGAAACCUCACUCAUAUUGUGGCUACCAACUCUGGCAAACUCGCCAAAAUGCAGACUGCUAGAAAGAAGUUACAAUUAACUUUUGCUGUUUACAGAACUUCAAAGCUAUUUCAAGAUCAUAUAUCCUUUCCCAAUCACUCAGUCAAUAGUCAUAUCAUCCAAGCUACAUAUAAUGGUCAGGUUGUCAAAGAUCUCAAAGAACCAAUAAAAAUAUUCUUCAGACCUAACAAACAAGGAAAUGAUUCCAAGUGUGUGUAUUGGGAUUUCACAAAGAAUUCAGGAAGAGGUGGUUGGUCAAAUACGGGUUGCUGGGAGGGUGAACCUGAAGGUGACCUCCAAGUUUGUUUCUGCAAUCACUUAACUUGUUUUGCUCAACUUAUAAACUACAACGAUGAUGAACUUGAAGGUGUCCAUGCCUUAGCUCUUGACAUCAUAACAAUAAUUGGGUGUUGUUUGUCAAUAGUCAGCCUGUUGUUGGUGUUUACUACAUUCUUGUUGUUCAAGAAGUGGAGACGGUCCUUAAGCAACAAAAUUCUGGUUAAUCUGUCCUUAUCUGUUUUCUGUAGUAUAGUGAUCUUCUUGGCAGGAAUUAAUCAGACCUGGAAUGUAAUCUUGUGCAGGAGUGUUGCUGUAGCCCUUCACUACUUCAUCCUGGCCUCCUUUGGCUGGAUGUUGGUUGAGGCUGUGCACCAGUACUUGAAGUUUGUCAAGGUGGUAGGCACUUAUAUUCCCAGAUUCAUGUGGAAGGCAUCUGUAAGUGCUUGGGGGGCACCUGUGCUACCAAUUAUUGUUGUUCUUGUUUAUGACAGUACAUUGUAUGACAGUGGACAUAGUAAUUCUGAUGCUAAAAUAUGCUGGAUGUCCAGUGAAGGUUUUAUGUAUGCUUUCCUACCACCACUGGUGCUGACAAUGACAGUCAACUUGAUCAUGUUCUGCCUCAUCAUCUACGGUGCUACCUGUGGUCGUGUUCGUGUUACCUCAACCAUGUCUGACAAGGAACUCGUAAUGAGCCAGUUGAAAAUGGCCAUAUGUGUUUUCUUCCUCCUUGGUUUUACCUGGAUCUUUGGUAUCUUGGCCAUUUGGAAAGGACGCCUCCUAUUCUCGUACCUUUUCUGCAUUUUCAACACUCUCCAAGGUUUCUUCUUAUUCCUGUUUCAUGUGUUUCGAGAACGAAGUGCCAGGAGGCUCUGGAAAGAAUUUCUUUCUGUCAUAGAGAAGAAAAUAACUUCUUCUGAGCAAAUAAAUUCUCAAAAUAUUAACAAUUCGAUGCAAUACAAAAAUAAUUCAAACAGUGUAACUUUUAACCAAGGAAGAGAAAUAUCUAUUAACCCUCGCAGAUCCCCCAACAACCAGGGACCCAGAGGAAGUGUUCAGUCUGCUCGCACCAUCUCCAGUUUCCUUCACUCCCGUGCCAGUUUUAACCGUUAAACAAUCUGCAACUUUUUCUGCAGCUGCUUCAUGUUGACAGCAUGAAGUUAGGAGGUGCCUAUGGUGCUUAUAUUCAUGAGUCACAUAGUACAGGACAAGGAACACAAAAGAAGUUCAACUAUCAUGAGACACAAACAAUAAAACAGCAAGUAUUACAGUAUCUGUGUUUGACCUGAGGUGAUGACAAGCAUUGACAUUUUAAGUACAAUACCAAAGUAGGAGAAUGAUGGUCUAAAUUUGCUAAUACCUUAUUAACAAUUGAGUGGAUACAACAUUCAUUCACCUCUUUGUCCCUAAUGGUUGCUGUGGUUUGUACACUGGGCACCCUUAGUCCAUCCAGCUGAACUGAAUUUUACGGUUGGGGAAGUGAAAGCAGUUGAGUGCAGUACUGUACUGGACACUCUAUCACUCUGUGUACUGAUGGCUUAUCAUACACCGGGCAUCAGAUCGAAAUGAGAAAGCACAUAUAGUUUAAGUACAAAGUAUUAUAUCGUAUUGAACUCAACUACUGUACUAUAUACGGUAUAAAAACAUUAGAAUUAAGGUUAUUAGCGAAGAGUAAUAGAAAACCUGAAUAUGCUCAAAUAUAGUAAUUAAUACCUUGAGGUUAUUAUAGUAAAGACUUGAGGUUAUUAUAGUAAAGAAGACCAAGUUAACUCACAAUACUAUUCAGCGCUCAGUACAAAAUACACUUGUGUCACCUCAUCUAACUGUUGAUAGUUAGUGAGAUGUACUCUUGUAUAUUUAAUCCUCAGCUUGAAACAUUUGUCCUCAGAAAAUUAUCACUAAAAAUCUCAUCUGACUUUUGCCAUUUCCCUCCCUGGAAGAAGAGAAUUUCACACUACAGUAUAAUGAAGACUAAACACUUGUCACUGCCAACUUGUGACAUGGCUCAAGCAAGAGUCACUGUGGAUAAGACAGUAUAGAUAACAGUCACAGUAUAUGUAUGUGUGGUGGCCAAGUGGGUCCUGUGCUCGUCUCCUAUCUGUCUUAAGUGUCUCUGGUUUGCCAUGAAAAGGAACCUAACUUUACAUUUAAGGAAUGAUGGUGGCUACAGCCUCCUUGUGUAUCAAAAGUGAAAUCAACAUGAACUAAGCUACUGUGUUUUGUGAAGUACCAAUCACUGAACAACAGAGGUUUUAGUGUGUGUGUGUGUGUACAUAUUUUAUUUGUAAAUAUAUGUAAGUUUGUACAUAUGUAACUAUAAAUAUUACUCAGCACAGUUUAGUACUACAGUAACAGUACAAUACUAAGCCAAGAAAUCCUCAACAUAUCAGCUGUCAUCCUGUUACUUGUUCAACAUGUACUUCAGGAUCCUUCAGCAAAUAUAUAACUGUACAGAGCUUUUAAAUUUAAGUAAUAUGUAUUAUAUAAUCAUUAAUGUUUUAUUCCCUUAUUAAAUCCAUAUUUGAUACGUAAGAUGACUGUGGACACUACCAGUGACAUGAAGUAGUGCAGUACUAAAUGGUGUACAGUACUGUAAUUUGAGAUAAAAAUAUUGAAUGCCUAAAAUAAAUACAUACAGAUACAGGUACAAUAUAAAUAUUUUCACAAUUAACACUAUGUACAUAUAUUACAAUUACUAUUCAUUUACUCAUAAGAAAUUAGUCAAAUUAGAUCACAUUUUACUGUAAUAUUGGGGUACAGCAGUCAAGUGGAUACAGCACUUGCCUCCUGUUCUAUGGGUUCACUCUUGGCACACCCCGGUCCACCCACUUAAGUUACCAAACUUUACAUUUGGGGAAAUAAAACCAAUUAAGUGCAGCUGUCCACAAUGCCUCCUUCUGUCCUCAAAAAUGGCUGCCGGGUGUUACCAUAUAUCCAUAAUAACCAAUGGCACAUCUUAGAAUACAUAUAAUACUAUUCAGGUUACAAAUUUAGAAGUACUGUAUACUUUUUAGAUCUUUAUUUACAUUAGUUUGCUGUACACUACCCAUGUACAUCAUGAAUGUUCCCCCAGCAACUUAUCAUGUGAUGUUGACAUUAAGUUUCAGUUAAAUCAUUUCUAAGAAGAUAAUGCUUCUUAUGACAGUAAAUAUUGAAGUUUUACAAGACUGGAUAGGUGGCUGGUCAAACAGGCUGCAGUCCUGUUCUAAUGGUCCACAAUCCUAAUGGUCCAGAUCUAUUGGUCCACAGUCCUAAUAGUCCACAAACUUAAUGGAUGGGUGAAGUUAAGUAAGAGAUUGCUCAUACUGUAGCCCACUUGACCUACAGCCACAGGAAAGUAUGUACAUUACUUUACAAAAACUUACACAUCAUAGAGAAUGGAAAGAUGUGUUGAAUGCCGUAAUAUAAACACUGGGUAUCUCUAUUUAUACGUUUGUGUACAUAAUCACUGGUUUACAUACAGAGAUUAAACACAGAAGCGUAACAAUGAAUAUCAGCUUCUUCUACGACUGUUGGGAGAAAACAAGACAAGUAUUUCAAGGUGAUGUCUGACCCCCACUGAAAUUUCUAACAGGAUAUGUAGCUGUGGCAAAAUAUGGACAGAGAAUGCAGUGUCAAACUCAGCCUAGAUAUCCUAACCCACACCAUAGGAUAAAGAGCAUUACCAUGACCCACCUAAAUUACUGUCUAUAUCAAAUCCCAUACUGUAUUGAUUUGCUCAGUAAUUCUAAAAAGGCAUUGCAGACUGAAAAGAAAUGGCUAUAAAUCAAGGGCAAGUUUGAUUAUCAUCAUUUUCCAUCUUUAUUCAACAACUUAUGGACCCUAUUUUAUAUAAGGAAUUUUGAUGAGGGGCAUUCAGCACCUUUAAUGAGUGUCUAAUUUUUGUACUGUACCUACCAUGCUGUUGUCUAGCACAGGAGUAAAAUAUCAUAUCAAGAUCAUUAUUGAUGAAACUUAUCAUUUCAAAUUACCUUCACCAUUCUUACACACAUGAGAUAUAACUAAACUAUUUACAUGAUCAUUCUGGCAGUGUACAGGAUCAACAGGCCAUUUACAUAAAAGGUCUUUCUGUAUUUUACUACUUUGUAUAAAUACUGUAUAUACUUUGCCCUUUGACAAAACAAUUUUAGCAAAUGUAUUUUGGACUUAUGUUUUUAUACACAAUGUCUAAGACAAGUAAUAUGCACUGAAUUACCUGUAUGUACCUUCAUACAAGUAUUUCUUUAUGCAUUAAUUCUCCAACAGUCAUUUUCUGUAUUUGUAAACAUCUGUUAAGUGAGCCUGUUUCAUGAGAGAUGGCUGGUAAUAAGUACUGUUUUGUGAAGGUCAGUACAAUAAAUCCUCUGAAAUAAAAACUGAAUGAUAUCAAA
Messenger RNA from Homarus americanus (American lobster), 9223 nucleotides. RefSeq lists its product as uncharacterized. Lineage: Eukaryota; Metazoa; Arthropoda; Malacostraca; Decapoda; Nephropidae. The transcript has 5 exons. Gene Ontology annotation, molecular function: G protein-coupled receptor activity. The coding region runs from base 765 to 5966 and encodes 1733 amino acids. Gene Ontology annotation, cellular component: membrane. Gene Ontology annotation, biological process: G protein-coupled receptor signaling pathway; cell surface receptor signaling pathway. The record is from RefSeq and is a predicted model, not a curated record.